UAACUAAUCACGUGCCUGCUGCUUCAUACACACUUGUGCAUUCAGGUCCUUUUUUAUUGAGAAAAUUUUGCAUUCAGGUCUUCCUAGUCAUUAUUAUAAAUCUCUCUCUCUCUCUCUCUCUCUCUCUCUCUCUCUCUCUCUCUCUCCCUAGAAACACAAAUAUAUUUACAUAAAGAUUAGAGUCAAGAGAAAAGGUGUGUUGUGUGAUGGAGAUAAAAACGAAGAGGUACUGGCGGAGGUGGAGAGGAUACGAGAAGCUUGAUGGGUCAUCGACGCCGGGCCGAAGGAUUGAAAAAGGAGUCAAAACGGAUCCGACCCGGAAGAAACGAUUUUGGAGGAUCAAGAUCAUGCCAAAACUGAGGAUCCUCAGAAGGGCUUCGCCCAAGAAGCUUCUGGUUUGGUUACGUGAUUCUUAUGUUAAUAAGAUGCUGCGGUUGGCGAACUCGCGAACCGUCGGAGCUUCUGCAUACGGUGGAUCCGGUUUCGGACAGCGUCAGAUGAAGGAGUAUGAUGAGAAAGUGCUUGUGGAGAUUUACAAGUCCAUAUUGAUGGCGCAGGCACAUGGGAAUCUCGUGCAACGAGACACAGCUAAUAAGCUUCCUUCUGAACCAGCGGUUGUCCCGGUCUCUUCUGUCGUUUUGUAAUUAAAAUUAAAGAACGGAAACAAAUAUAUAUCCGUUUUCCUUAUAAUAAAAGAGAAUCAAAAUUCUCGACUUGUUUGAUAUACUUCUCGAGAUUGCUGAUAGCACAGUUGCUUUUGAUAUGUAUCAAGAUCACAAAAUUGGA
Raphanus sativus (radish) is the source of this 786-nucleotide messenger RNA. RefSeq lists its product as uncharacterized. The coding region runs from base 207 to 644 and encodes 145 amino acids. The transcript has a single exon. The record is from RefSeq and is a predicted model, not a curated record. Lineage: Eukaryota; Viridiplantae; Streptophyta; Magnoliopsida; Brassicales; Brassicaceae.